AGGGAGGAAAGCCCAAGUAGGCGGCGGCGGCGGCGACAGCGGCCCAAUUGUGGUGUAGGGGAGGGGACCAAAACUACAGCCCCCAGAAUGCUCCGCGGCUGCCACGCGUGUAACCGUCUCCUAUUUUUAGAAAUGUGUUUUUCGUAUUCGUGCUUUGUGGCACAAAGGACGACAUGGCGAAGCUGUGUGUGAGGAAAAAGGAGCACACCGGCUUUUAAAAACAACCCCCCCCCAACCAGUCGUGGUUUCCGGGGUCAGGAGGUCACAGCCUCGGAGCGGGUCAUGUGACUCCAAGAUGGCUGCCAGGCGGCGGCCGUGAGGGGGAAGUGACGGUUCCUGUUGGAGGCGCGGGGCGAAGGAAGGGGACAGACGGCGAAGGGACUCGGGCUGGUCCUAGCGCACACCUGGUUUGAGGAGUAGGGAACGGCAGGCUCGGGAAGGGCUCAGCCUCUCUGGGGACGGGAAGAGGCAGCCGUCCAUUCCCCGGGCGGGCGGGCAGGCUGCAGCUCCCCAAGGAGGGCUCUGGAGAGGAGCCUGCGUCCUGGGGGCAGCCAGCUGCUCAAGGGCAUUCCGGACUGGGAAGAGGGGCUGGGGCUAGACUCUGAUCUCCCCUUCCGCCCCCGCGCAAAUGAAGGGGCUUGUCUCCGCUGCCCCACUUGAGGGGAAGGACUGACCCCGUCUCCCUCAGGUGUGAAGAGGAAGUUCCCACCCAGGGAGGAGUGUUACUUGGUGAGGGGCAAGUGGCCCCUAGGCGAAGAGGUCAAGGGAGAGGGUGGGAAGGUCCUAGGGCGAGGAGCCCACAGAGAGCGGUCAGGGGGGCAUAGAAGGGGUGAGUGACCCCCACAGAGAGUCCUUGGGGAGGUAUAGUAGGAUCCUCGGGUGAGAGGUGAGCCCCCCCUACACACACACACAGGCAGAGGUCAAAGGGGAAUGCAAUAGGGCCUGUCAGGUGAGGGUCAAGUGAUUCCCCCCAACAGGUAGGUCAAGUGGUGGUUGUUCACCACCACCACCACCACCACCACCACCACCAAUGGAUUCUAGCUGAACAUUAUUGGUCCGUGUUCUCCAUGCCCCUUCACUGCCCCCAACUGGAAAUAUGAUCAGCGCCCCAGAUGUGGUGGCGUUUACCAAAGAGGAGGAGUAUGAAGAGGAGACCUACAACGAGCCAGCCUUGCCCGAGGAAUACUCUGUGCCACUCUUCCCUUUCGCCAGCCAUGGGGCCAACCCCUGGUCCAAGCUCUCGGGAGCCAAGUUCACACGGGACUUCAUCCUUAUCUCGGAGUUCUCGGAGCAAGUGGGCCCCCAGCCAUUGCUCACUAUCCCAGAUGAUGCCAAAGUUUCCGGCACCUUUGAUCUCAACUAUUUUUCUCUCCGCAUCAUGUCAGUGGAUUAUCAAGCCUCCUUUGUGGGGCACCCCCCUGGAUGCCCUUACCCAAAGUUGAACUUUGUGGAGGAUUCUAAAGUUGUCCUGGGCGAUUCCAAGGAAGGAGCUUUUGCUUAUGUGCACCACCUGACACUCUACGAUCUCGAAGCAAGAGGUUUUGUCAGGCCUUUCUGCAUGGCCUAUAUUUCUGCUGAUGAACACAAAAUCAUGCAGAUGUUUCAAGAGCUCUCCACGGAAUUUUCUAAGGCUUCAGAAUGCUUAAAGACUGGCAAUCGGAAAGCCUUUGCAAGUGAACUGGAAAAAAAAUUGAAAGAUCUUGAUUACACCAGAACUGUUUUGCACAAUGAGACUGAGAUCCAGAAGAAAAACAACGAGAAAGGCUUCUACACCACUCAAGCUAUUGAGAAAGCAAAUGAACUGGCCAGUGUUGAAAAAUCUAUUAUAGAGCAUCAAGAUCUUUUAAAACAGAUCAGAUCAUAUCCUUACAGUAAGCUGAAAGAUUCUGAUUUUCAUCAUUAUGAGCCAGAGUGUGCAAUAGAACAAGACAAUAACUCAGAACAAGGAUGUACUACCUCGAAAUCUGAUGAGCCCAGUGAAAUGCACCUUUAUCCUCAACAGCCCUCUUAUAUCCCGAAGCUGAUCAAGGCAAAGUCUGCCAAAUGCUUUGACAAGAAACUCAAAACUCUUCAGGAAUUGUGCAAUGAAUAUUUUUUCACUCAGACUCUAGACCAAUUGCAUCAAAUUGAGAAAAUGUUCAGAGGUGAUGUUUGCUACCUCUUGAUUAACCAGAUCAGUAGAGCCCUUUUAAAGCAACAAACUAUUACCAACUUCCUUUUUGAAGAUAUAUUCCUUCUUGAUGAAAAACCGCUGAACAAGCAGUUCAAUGGCUACCAGGGACUUAAUCUAGACACCCCCCAUGCCAAGUGUUUGGAAGUCAGUCCUGUUCCUAAAAUGUUGGUCAACUUGGGAUCUUACAAAUCCAGUGUUGAGUCUGUGCCUAUUAAGAUGGAUCAGGAGAUUGAAGACACUCGAGAGACAGAAUUUUCUGAACCGAUUACUUUCAACUAUCAAGACAAUCUUGAAUAUCUUGAUGCAGAGCUUAAAGGAAGUGUCAGUAGCGGUGAAAGCAUUGAAGUUUUGGGAACGGAGAAGUCCGCAGCUGCCCUGCCUCCACCUGAGAGCCAGGCAAAUUUGCCACCAGCCCACUGUAGCCCACAAGUGGUGAGGAACAAAGCAGUCAGCAAGCGGACUAUCAGUGAGGACAGCAUCGAGGUCCUCAGCACGUGUCCCUCGGAAGCGCUGAUUCCUGAUGACUUUAAAGCAAGCUACCCAAGUGCCAUUAACGAAGAACCUUAUGCAGAUGAAGAUGAUGAAAGUCUUCACUUUAGCCAUGGUUUAAAUCUGGGCAACACUGAAGAGAUGGAAGGCAAUCCUGAAACUGAAAAUCUUCUCCCUGUGGACUCUGCCUGUUGCACUGGAAAAGAGAGUCCAAACUUCCUAGAGCCUAACGUGAUCCCCAGACAUUGUGAUGAUGAUGGAGUGGUCCGUAUCCCACCCCAGCCAUACCGGCAGGUGGAUCAGGAGUUUCAUAGUUUUACAGACUAUUCUUCCCAUGAUGGGGUCUUGGGCGGCCUCCUCACCUAUGAGCUUGAUCCACAUUAUCUCACAAGCAGCAGGGACACCAGUAAGAUGAUCCUGGAUAAAUGUUCAGACUCCACAAGCUACAUGAGCAGCACAGCUUCCACAAGCUCAGACCGGACUUCUUCUCCUGCUCCUCUGGUGGGUCAGUUUGGGGAAAAGCACAAGAAGAAGGCAGGGCAGAACGCCUUGCGGUUCAUCAGGCAGUAUCCCUUUGCUCACCCGACCAUCUAUUCUCUGCUGAGUGGGAGGACAUUGAUAGUGCUGGGGGAAGACAAGGCCAUCGUGGAGAAGCUCAUCACAGCCCUCUCCAUAUUUGUUCCAAACUGUGGAGCAUAUGCCAAACCUGUGAAGCACUGGGCCACGUCUCCUUUGCACAUCACGGACUUUCAGAAGUGGAAACUGAUUGGAUUGCAAAGAGCCUCUUCUCCAGCCGGGGUCAGCGUGAUGCACUCUCUCAGCCGAUACAGCCGGUACAUCAGUAUCCUGGAUGCUGACAGCAAGACGCUCCGCUGCCCUCAUUACAGAGGGACCCUGGUUCCCCGGCUGGCUGACCACCGCACCCAGAUCAAGCGGGGAAGCACCUACUCUAUGCACGUCCAGACUGUCCUGACCCAGCUGUGCUCCAAGGCCUUCCUGUACACCUUCUGUCACCACCUGCACCUUCCCAUCAAAGAGGGAGAGACAGAGGAGUCCGUGGCAUCUCGGCGGCUGAACUUCCUGAAAACCCAGCUGGGCCUGGCAAACGAGGAUAGCAGAGUGGUGCAGUAUCUGGCCGAGCUGCUGAAACUCCAAUACGUUCAGGAUCCCAUCCGGGGGGUCAGCCCAGUCCUCAGGUUUGAUUACACGCCCAGCUCUUUGUACAAAAUUUAGCCGCCUCCAGCUUGCCCUGUCGCUUCCUCUCACACAACGAUCGUCUGUCCUCACCUGUGGCUCUUCACGGACCCACACAGUGCCAUUGUCACUGAGGUCUUUUGGGUGGAUCGGAGAACAGCAUGUAGCUCAGCCAAACUCAUUAAAAGGAGACUGCUGAAAUACCGGCCACACCUCUUUGGAAAAGGGAGACUGCCCACUUCUAAAUCGCUUUUGGAAGGAGCCAUUCGGUCUCGGAUCGGGGGGCGGGGGGAGAAUGGGGAGCGGCAUCUUUGCAGUGUGUUGGCGGGUAUAUGGAAGGGGAAGUUGGCUUGGUACGUGGACAGUGCUGUGGGGGUGUGGGGAGGGGUGCGUAGUGGCACAGGGAACAGGGUUCCCUCUAACGGGAAUUCCCAGUUGUUGACUACAACUCCCAUAAUCCCCAGCCAGAGGCCAUUGCAGCUAGGGAUGCUGGGAGGUGGAGUCAGCAACAUCUGGGAAUCCCCGUUAGCGGGAACACUGACCGGGAGGGCCCAUGUUCAUUUUUUUUAUUUGAAUGGAAAUAAGCCACAGAAACAUCUGCGUAGCAAACCUGGCCUUUCCUAGAUCAUUUUGGGUGAUCAUAGAAAGUGGAGAUUACCUUUUAAAACAAAGCAGGGAAAAGGCCGGCUGCCCAAGUACCACAGGAGACAGAUAUUGAUCCGCUGAUGUGAUCAUUUUGCAGGGUGGGCGGGCAUUGCAAUGACUGCUGGAAUUGAGCACCCCUGGGAAGUGGGGGCGGGGAACCGGAAGAGAAUUCCACAAGGCAUUUCCUGGCGCUCCAGAUCAAAGCGGGAAGGAAGGCUUGGCAGGGUGUUGGAAAGCCAAAAAGGUGUGAAUGUUGAGAGUAGGGGUGGGAAGGGUGUGAGAGUGAGAGUGCCCGGUGAGGGAGAGGCAGCGUCUCAAAGGGCCGCAGCAUCGCCCUCUUAGCACUCAGGUGUCCUUGGGAACGAAUGUACUGGAUUCGACCACCUUUCUCCCUGCCCCUUGUGUGCUGCUUUGUCGCAGCUGGGCUUGGUUUGCCACUCACAUCACAGCCAGCCCCCCAGGACCCACACUGGCGCACACUGCUUCCAACUCUGCCCCGCUGCUCCGUGUUUGUUUGUUUCAAAUGUUAAGCCUUGCAACAAUUUUACUACCUCUACCAUAGCGGCACUGUGAGUUAUGCAGCUCACUGUCCAUUGGGUGUGGAGGACUUUCAGUUCCAAAACUCCUCCCAAGUUGCAAACCGGCUGAAAGCUGUCAAUUUAGUCUUUACGGACUCGUCAAAUGUUGGGUGAUGCCCGCAGGAUUUGUGCUCAUCUUUCGUUUUGCCUGUGAACGCGGGAGAUCUCCAAUGAGGCUACAUCGCAUUUUGGCUGCAGAUCAGCCAAGAACAGGGGCUUAUUCAAAGGGGACAGCUGGUUGUAGUAACCUUUAAAGGGUAGAGGAAUGCCUUACUGAAAAUAUCCUCCUUGGUUUUAUUUCCCUUUUUAAAGGUUUUAUUUCUGUUUUCAGUGUCGGGAGGCUGGUGGCAGAAGCAGAAUCAAAUAUUUUAGAAGAGUAACUGAACUGUAUAUGUAUUUUAAAACCUCUGUUUGAUGUAACUCUGCGAGACAAAAGUUCUGGAACUGAAUGUAAACGUUUCUGAUGUCCCAGAGGAAGCGUCAAGGCCAAGUGUAAAGCUUAGUGUUUUAAGAGUUCUGGGAAACUUGAUGCAAAUGCUGCACUACUGUAAAGAAAAAGAAAAAAGCAGGGGGGAAACCCCCAUCCCAUUUGAAAGGGAGACUCCUUGUUUAUAUGCUGCACUUUUGAGUUCUUUAAGUAAAGAGAGUAUUUUGUUGAGGUUACCCCCAAGAAGACUGCUUACCAAGUGAGAGCAAAUGGCAGGGUUUUGAAUAAGUGGUGGGAGGGAACCUCAGCCCUUCUGACAUUGUCAGACCUACAGUGGAGUCACAAUGUGGGGCGGGGCCUCCCCCCCCCCUGGCAAAGCAGGCAGGCACGGUUUGCAGCUUUUCAGGCCGCACUGCAUUGCUUCCUGCCUUUUCCAUUCAAACACCUGGAUUGGGAGCAGCCCACAUGUUUUACUAGCAAGGGUACCAAACCAGAUGAUCCCCACGCUUGCUAAUGAGAGCUUGUAAAUAAAGUCUCCUGUAUUUUCUGCUGGAAAAUACAGAAGCCAGGGUGCAAAUAGCUUCUUGGCAUUUCAUCUCUCCCUCUCUCUCUGUUACGUCAGGACUUUGCAGGAUUGCUCAUAUCCAGGAUUUAGAAUAGCCUUCCUUGGUUUAUCUCAUUUGAAAGACAGUGCUUAUGAAACUGGACAUGACGGAGAGCACAAACCUACUGCCCGAAUGACACCCUGGCGUCCAUUUCUCCCUCUAUAAUUUCUAGGUAUGUUCAUCUGUAUCGGGAUGACAUCUGGUUGGCAGCCAGCACUGGGGGUGAAGAGUUUGAUGCCAUCUUUUGACAAAUACCACUAGAAACUGGAGGGGAUCAAGGGGAGUGCCAGAGAUUGGGGUUCUGUGGCAGCCCCGUGCCAUCUGCAGUGUCCAGUACCACUCCAAGAAGCCCCUUGUUCUGGUUAUACUGGCUUCCAAUAUGCCUGCUCUACUCAGUGGGCUCUUUCUCUUUGUCAUCUUACCUGAAUUUCUCAGUAUUUCCUCCUUUGAUAGCAGCAGGGACUGGGGGAGGCAGCACAUUUUUAUGCCUCUUAAGGAUGAGGAAGAGGGGCCUGCAGUAGAGAAGUAGCUUUCUUUCUUUCUUUUUUUGCUUCCCUAAUGGAGCCAAGCCUACUUGUUUGGGAUGGAGAAGGUUGUGCUUAUAAAGCCAGCCAUUAGCUGUUUCUCCAAAACCAGACACUGACACUUGUAUGUGGAGCUACUGUUGAUGCUGUAGCAUCUAGAGCAGGGACAGGUAGCCUUCACGCUCCAGCUGUUGUUGAACUACAACUCCCAUUAUCCCUAGCCUCAAAUUAUUAUGGCUGUGAAUGAUGGGAGUUGUACAACAACAGCUGGAGAGCCAAGGUCCCUGCUCUAGAGAAAACCUUGUAAGGUUAUCUAGACAGCCAGUAUUGGGGUCUCCAUACCCCAUUCCCAGAUUUUUGUUCUGCCUUACCUGCACAAUGCCUUUUGUACACAUGUUGUAUCCACAGCUGGCUAAUACCUGUUCAAAGCUUGCACUAUUAUCAGAAAUCUAGGAGGAAUCCCCAAAAGAAGAGGUCUCCAGGGGUGGAUCCUAGGUGGUCUUGCCUACACUAGACCAUGCUAUGCAUUUCAGCCCAUAUUUUCAACCUCCUUGCUUGGGUUUCUCUAUCUAUUCUUUGCAGGUGCAGAAUGGUUUAUUACAUUUGCAUUUAUCACUAAAAUGUGCCAAUGUGGUUUGUGAAUAGGACUGGUUCCUUGAGGGACCCAUAAGUGCAAGACUCUGGAAACAGUCCUGGCAGCUCGCAUGCACUACUGACCCUUGAAGGCAGGCAUUCUCAAGCACAGGCGUUCUCAAGCUUGGGUCCCCACAUGUUGAACUAGAACUCCUAUCUUCCCCAGUCAGUGGCUUUCAGCCAUUUUUCAGGCUUUCUGUGGACCCAAGCUUGAGGACUCUUGCCUUCAAGGAUGCCUGGGUCUAGGUGCAAGGACAGGUGAUGGGUGCCAUCCUGUUAGCAAGGAGGUGUCCUUAGCCCAAUACAUUGCUGAGCCUUGUAAGUAUAGAAACAACCCAUCCUCUGAAAACCACCACGGUGGGUGUUCCUUUCUUCCUCCUCUUGACUCCCUGACCAUCCCACCUAGGCUGCAUUUGACACAGUGGUCUGGCUUCCUAGCUUUGUAUUCUGGAUUUUAAUACAAUGGUGCUCUUUUGCACACACUUAAAACUGAAAAACUGAACCCACCAAAUGUCCUUCAAGGACUGUGAGAUUAGGCAAAACUCCCUCGUGCCCUCUGGCAUCUUGUUUUUGGACACUGCAUUGAUAUGUGGAAUAAAGCAAGUUCAUCUUGUGCUUUCAGGGCCCCACAAUUCAGCCAUGAGUCCGGUAUAGACAUAAGUGCUGUCGAUCUAAAUCAGGGUUAGCAGUUCCAUAACAUCCUACAGGUUCACAAGCUCCCUUCCCUCAUCAGUGUUAACCAUGGUGAAGAAUUACACCUGCACCAAGGUUAACAUUAACCAUGGUUACCUCCUAGCCAGACUUUGCAGACCAGCUUCAAACCCUGGUUACAAGCCAACCAUGACUAGUAUGAAGUUUAAUGUGGACUUCAUGCUACAACAUGGGGCAAUUUGCAUGGGAUAGAAGAGGCGGCAGCAGGAUGUGCCUAUAAGGAGUUCCCAAUCUCUAAUCAUGGUUUGUAGUGUGCCAAAGGCAGCAGGCAUAGUUAAGAGAGAAGCUUAAUCUAGCUCUUGCAUCAUGAAGUGACCUGCACCGUUCUGCCUCAUUAAUCUGGUAAAUGUUCAUAUAGGUUGUCCCAAGAAUGAACCAUUGGGUGCAGAUCAACAUGCUACAACUGGAAAUGCAGGGACUCUAGCAUAAUUUGCACUUGGAGAUUUUUGAAUGGGAGGUUGCUUUCCCGGACAAACCAUGGUACUCCAGGAGCUGACACACCUGCAGUCAUAUCUAGGAAUGCAUAAGCCCACGGCCCUGCUAGUUGCUUCUUGCUCUCCUAGGCCACAGCCUUCUCAGCCCCUCCUUUUCUCCCUCCCUCUCUCUGGACUUGGGUGGGCUGGCAGCUGUCUAGAAGCCUCUGUCUCUUUCCCCCAUUCCCAAAUUCUCACCCUUCCACGACGUCUCUCAUUGCUGCAUGUUAAGUUUCUUGUCCGUACCUGUGUGUACACAACACUUUUGUGUAGGCAGUAGUUGGGGGGGCGGGGGAAUAUUAAAUGGGAUUGUCUUCACAGACAAAAUCCAUGCAGCAUGCCUUCCAUGUGUUUGUGCUGUUAAGGUGCGUACUGCACAAGAUCUUAAAAUAACAUACCCAAUGACUACAAUGAAAAAUGUACAUUUAAAAAAAUUAUUUAUUUGGGCUCAAAUAUUUUUUGAAAUACAAAAAGGAAAAAAAAUAUUGGUUGUAUUUUUUAAAGCUUAUAUAACCAUUGGCAUAUAUUGUGGUUAAAUUCUUAACUUUAUUGUGCUUAGUAAAAAGUGUCCUGACUAUA
This is a messenger RNA of Hemicordylus capensis (graceful crag lizard), 9031 nucleotides long. RefSeq names its product SMCR8-C9orf72 complex subunit (gene SMCR8). Gene Ontology annotation, cellular component: guanyl-nucleotide exchange factor complex. Gene Ontology annotation, molecular function: GTPase activator activity. The record is from RefSeq and is a predicted model, not a curated record. NCBI's taxonomy places the organism in Eukaryota, Metazoa, Chordata, Lepidosauria, Squamata, Cordylidae. The coding region runs from base 1097 to 3895 and encodes 932 amino acids. The transcript has 2 exons.